GUAAUUUCAGGCUUAAAUUCGUUUCUUCUGAAGUCUUCCCUUCCUCUCUUCUAAAGCAUUUCAGAGGUAUAAUAACAAUAACAAGGAUCUGAUUCGAGCUCUCUCUCAUGGCAUCGGCAAUCUCUGAGAGAGUAGAGCUCGCUAAGUUCUGCAGCUCCCGGGACUGGUCCAAGGCCAUUCGCGUUCUAGAUUACCUUCUUACACACUCCUGCCAUAUCCAAGACAUCUGUAAUCGGGCCUUUUGCUAUAGUCAAUUGGACCUCCAUAAGCACGUUAUCAAGGACUGUGAUAAAGCUCUUCACCUCGACCCGACCCUUCUUCAAGCCUACAUUCUUAAAGGCCGUGCAUUUUCUUCUUUGGGUAAGAAAGAAGAUGCUUUGUUGGUAUGGGAGCAAGGCUAUGAUUAUGCUCUUCGUCAGUCAACAGAUUUGAAGCAGCUGUUGGAACUUGAGGAGCUUCUGAAAGAUGGAAGACAACAUUUAUCUCAUGACGAAAAUACUACUGAAGCAGAUAAAUCUGUGCAUACAAUUCAAGUUGAUAAUGUUGUUCCUUGUGAAUUAAUGGAUGCCCCUGUUGAUAAUAACAAGCUUCUUGGAACCACAUUCGGGCAGGACUUAAAUGGCAUAUCUGAGAUCCACAAAAAACAAAAUGGUGAAUGGAAGAUGGAUUAUAAAUCAGGUAGCAACGUGCAGAAGGACAAAAUAUUAGAUACACGAACAAAUGGAAAUUAUGAUAGCCAACCAACGGGGAUAGGCAACUUGCAUGUUAAAUUAAAUGAUAAUUCUGGUUUGCACAAUGUAUCUGACGAUUCAUACAGCAAAUCGAUCGAUCCUGGGACUUACAGUAAGUCAAAUGAUAGAUCUGAAAUGUUCUAUGGAUUACUCGAUGAAGUGAAGAAUGAUACUAAGUUCCCCGUGACUAGAAUUGCGAAGACUAAAACAUUUAAUGUGGAUCUAAGGUUAUCAAGAGGAAUUGAACAGGUGAAUGAAGGAAGAUAUGUUCAUGCCAUCUCUAUCUUUGAUCAGAUAUUAGAGGAAUAUCCUACUUAUCCCGAGGCCUUGAUAGGUAGAGGUACUGCAUAUGCAUUUACGAGAGAAUUAGAUGCUGCUAUUGCUGAUUUCACCAGGGCUGUUAAAUCAAAUCCAUCAGCUGGCGAGGCAUGGAAAAGGAGAGGUCAAGCUAGAGCUGCCUUAGGAGAAUAUGAGCUGGCCAUUGCAGACUUGACAAAUGCAUUACAAUUUGAGCCAAACUUGGCAGACGUAUUGCAUGAAAGAGGUAUUGUCAACUUCAAGUUUAAGGAUUUUGAUGCCGCUGUGAAAGAUCUAUCUGCAUGUAUAAAGCUUGAUAAAGAUAAUAAAUCUGCUUAUACUUAUUUGGGUUUGGCAUUGUCUUCUACGGGUGAAUAUUUGAGAGCGGAGGAGGCACAUAAGAAAUCUAUUCAACUUGAUAAAAAAUUUCUUGAAGCAUGGGGUCAUCUAACUCAGUUUUAUCAAGAGUUGGCAAAUCCAGGGAAGGCUCUUGAAUGCCUUCUGCAUGUUCUUGAAAUUAAUAAUAGCUAUGCCAAGGCCUAUUAUGUACGGGGACUACUAUUGCAUGGGAUGGGAGAUCACAGGAAUGCUAUCAAGGAUUUAACAGCUGGGUUAUCCCUUGAAAGCUCAAAUAUUGAGUGUUUGUAUCUGCGAGCUUCAUGCCACCAUGCCAUUGGAGAAUUCAAAGAAGCGGUGAAAGAUUACGAUAAUACAUUGGAUUUGGAGCUGGACUCUAUGGACAAGUUUGUGCUUCAGUGCCUUGCCUUCUAUCAGAAAGAAAUUGCACUAUACACUGCUUCCAGGAUCAACAGUGGACUCUCCUGGUUUGAUAUAGACAGAGACAUUGAUCCUCUCUUCAAGGAGUAUUGGUGCAAAAGGUUACACCCCAAAAAUGUCUGCGAAAAGGUUUACCGCCAACCUCCUCUGCGAGAUUCUCUGAAAAAGGUCAAGCUAAGAAAACAAGAUUUUAAUAUGACAAAGCAGAAGUCUACUUUACUUGAGGCUGCGGAUUCCAUAGGCAAAAGGAUCCAAUAUAGUUGUCCUGGAUUUUUGCCUAACAGACGUCAGCACCGAAUGGCUGGAUUGGCUGCUAUCGAGAUAGCACAGAAAGUGACAAAAGCUUGGCGUUCUUUGCAAACUGAAUGGAGGCAUUCUAACAAAAGUACGUCCAAACAGGGUAAGAAAACCAGGAGAAAGGACAAAAUGAAUAUGCCUAACCACAACAGAGGUGGUGCUUGUUGCAGUACCAACAGUCCUCCAGAAGCAUCAACUUCAUAUGGAGGCAUGGAAGAGAGAUCUACCAUCUGGACUAUGAUGUCAUGGCAUGAUAUUUAUUCAGUGGCUGUUAAAUGGAGACAAAUCUCUGAACCUUGUGAUCCAGUUGUUUGGGUUAACAAAUUAAGUAUCAAAGAGUUCAAGGCUGGAUUUGGAUCUCAUACACCACUUAUCCUUGGCCAAGAAAAAGUAGUUCGAUACUUCCCGAAUUUCCAAAAAACAUUGAAAGCUGCAAAGGAAGUCAUUAAGACAUCGAAAUAUGCACACAGCAAGAGUGAUAAGAAAAUCGAUUUAUCUGAAGAUGGAAAACUUCAUGAUAUCAUGGCUGCUGAGUCCUGCAAUGAUAUUUAUAGAAUAAUUGGUGAAGACUUCUGGUUAGCUACUUGGUGUAAGAGUACAGCCUUUGAAGGGAAAUAUCUUGAAGGCACGAGGAUCACUCUUCUCAAAAUGGAACAUGGAUUCAACUUUGCAAUUAGAACACCUUGUGUGCCUUCUAGAUGGGAUGAUUUUGAUGCAGAGAUGGCAGCGGCAUGGGAUGCUGUGUCCAAUGCUUACUGUGGGGAAGUAUAUGGAAGUAGUGACCUGAGUGUUCUUGAAUAUGUGAAAGAUGCAAUCCUGAGGAUGACAUAUUACUGGUAUAACUUUAUGCCACUUUCGAGAGGGUCUGCGGUUGUUGGGUUUACGGUUUUGCUUGGACUAUUUCUUGCUGCUAAUAUGGAGUUCAAUGGAAGCAUACCAGAAGGUGUUCAGGUAGAUUGGGAAGCCAUAUUGAACUUUGAACCUAACACCUUUGUAGAUUCUGUAAAGACUUGGUUGUAUCCGAAUCUCAAGCAUACCAAUUCGUUGAAAGAUUAUCCAGAUGUCGCCUCCACUUUCGAGACAACAGGGUCUGUUAUUGCUGCUCUCAGUUCCCAUUACAAUUGAAAUGUGAAUUAAUUUUAAGUGGAUGUUCAAAUUAUUUUAAAGCAUGUGGAAUUAGCUCAAAAUCAUUGUAGAUGGUAUUGUAUAAUGUUUGUAUAACAUUUGCUGUAUUUUAUACUCUCUUUUUUUGUUGGAAAAGCUUUGGAUUUUUAUUUUUAA
This is a messenger RNA of Impatiens glandulifera, 3383 nucleotides long. RefSeq names its product suppressor of RPS4-RLD 1. The record is from RefSeq and is a predicted model, not a curated record. Bases 108 to 3227 code for a protein of 1039 amino acids. The transcript is spliced from 23 exons. Lineage: Eukaryota; Viridiplantae; Streptophyta; Magnoliopsida; Ericales; Balsaminaceae. Gene Ontology annotation, biological process: negative regulation of DNA-templated transcription. Gene Ontology annotation, molecular function: protein binding.